Messenger RNA from Fusarium keratoplasticum, 618 nucleotides. Its product is annotated as Protein bli-3. The coding region runs from base 1 to 618 and encodes 205 amino acids. Lineage: Eukaryota; Fungi; Ascomycota; Sordariomycetes; Hypocreales; Nectriaceae. The record is from RefSeq and is a predicted model, not a curated record. The transcript has 2 exons.
AUGUCUUUCUCCAACACUUCCACAGGCGAUGCUCCCGCCGACCCCUACAAGAAGGCCAAUCUCGAGGAUCUUCCUCUCCAGACCAAGAUUGAGGACCUGGCCGACUUCAUCAACAAGUGCAAGUUUGGCAUGAUGACUACCCGUGGCUCUGCCUCGGGCAACCUCGUCUCUAGAUGCAUGGCGCUGGCCGCUACCGAGACCGGAGGCAUCGACCUACUCUUCCACACCAACACCGAGUCUGGCAAGACUGACGACCUCGCCGCCGACCCUCACGUCAACGUCUCCUUUGUCAACCCCUCUGGAGAGUGGGCUUCCAUCGCUGGAACUGCCACCGUUGAUACCGACCGCAGCUUGGUGUCCAAGCACUAUACUCCCACCUUGAAGGCCUGGCUCGGUGAUCUCGGCGAUGGCGUGCACGAUGGCUCCGAGAACGACCCUCGCAUUGGUGUCAUUCGCGUCAAGACCGUCUCGUCGACAUACUCGCUUCUGGCCAAGAACAUCCUUAGCCGCGUUGCUGACGUCGCCACGAGCACCGUCACCGGCAAGCCUGCCUCGCCCAACAGCCUGAGGGAGAUCACGGAGGGAGAUGUGCGAUCGUGGCGCGCUUCGCGAGAGUAA